AAGAUGGCGGCGCCCAUGUGAGGGGCGGCGCGGGGGAUGCGCGGGGCGGCGCGCGCGGCCGCUGCAGCUCUCAGGACCCUCAGCAGAACCCCCCCGCUCCCCCCCGCCAUGGACGGCGCUUCCCCCUCCAACGGCGCGGGGGCUGCCCCGGGGGUGGGGGGCUCGGCCGGACCCCCCCAGGACCGGGAGAGCCCCAGCCGGGAGAGCUCCCCCGAGCCCGGGGAGACGCUGAUCACCGAGGGCCGCGCCACCAUCGCCUUCCCCAGCACCAACGAGGUGUUCUACAACCCCGUGCAGGGCUUCAACCGCGACCUCACCUGCGCCGUCCUGACCGAAUUCGCCCGGCUCCAGCUGCGCCCCAAAGGAAUUCGGGUCGUCCUUCCCGGCGAGGAAGAAGUGGGGGACCCCCCCGAGCCCGGGGACCCCCCCGAGCCCGGGGACCCCCCCGAGCCCCUUCGGGCGGCGCGGCCGGGGGAGCCCUGUGAGGGGGGUCUGCGGGUGCUGGAGGCGCUGGCGGCCUCGGGGCUGCGCUCGGUUCGCUUCGCCCGCGAGGUGCCGGGGCUCGGCGCCGUGGUGGCCAGCGACCGCUCCCCGCGCGCCGCCCGCCUCACCCGCAACGUGGCCCGCAACGGCGUCGGGGGGCUCGUCACCCCCCGCCUGGCCGACGCCAGGAUGCUGAUGUACCAGAGCAAAGCCGAGCGGGAGCCCUUCGACGUCAUCGACCUGGAUCCCUACGGGAGCCCCGCGCCCUUCCUGGACGCGGCCGUGCAGGCCGUCAGCGAGGGCGGGCUGCUGUGCGUCACCUGCACGGACGUGGCCGUGAUGGCCGGCAACAGCGCCGAGACCUGCUACAGCAAAUACGGCGCCGUGUCCCUCAAGGGCCGCUUCUGCCACGAGAUGGCGCUGCGGAUCGUCCUGCACAGCCUCGACCUGCGCGCCAACUGCUACCAGCGCUUCGUGGUGCCGCUGCUGUCGGUCAGCGCCGACUUCUACGUGCGCGUCUUCGUCAGGGUCUUCACGGGCCAGGCCAAGGUCAAGGCCUCGGCCAGCAAACAGGCGCUGGUGUUCCACUGCGUGGGCUGCGGCUCGCACCACCUGCAGCGCCUGGGCAGGGCCACGAGCCACGGCAGCGGGUUCAAGUACAGCGCAGCCACGGGGCCGCCCGUGGGCCCCACCUGCGAAUUCUGCCAGCAGCGCCACCAGGUGGGGGGCCCGGUGUGGGCCGAGCCCCUGCACGACCCCGCCUUCGUGGAGCGGGUGCUGGCGGCGCUGGAGCGGAGCCCCGGGCGCUUCCGCAGCGAGCCGCGGCUGCGGGGGAUGCUCAGCGUCAUCGCCGAGGAGCUGAGUGACGUCCCCCUGUACUACACCUUGGACGGGCUGAGCAGCACCAUCCGCAGCAACACGCCGUCGCUGCUGCAGCUGAGGUCGGCCCUGCUGCACGCGGGGUUCCGCGUCUCGCUGUCCCACGCCUGCCGCAACGCCGUGAAGACGGACGCGCCCCCGGCCGCGCUCUGGGACAUCAUGCGCUGCUGGGCCAAGCUCCACCCGGUGAAGCUGGAGCGGCUCCCGGACUCCAGCCCGGCCGCCCGGAUCCUCUCGGUGGAGCCCACGCUCCAGGCUUCCUUCGCCCUCCACGAGGACGCCAACCCCAGCUCGCGGAAGCGCGGCCUGAAGCGGUUCCCGGAGAACCCCGAGCCUUUUUGGGGUCCCAAGGCCAGGGCCAAGCCGGGGGGGGGCAUCGCCCCCUCCCUGCAGGAGAAGCGGGAGCGGCUCCAGAACAAGCGGACGCAGCGCCCGGACGGGGCCGGGCUCAAACAAUUCCCCUGCAAACGCUUCCGGGAGGGCUGCUGUCCCCAGGGCGAGCACUGCUGCUACUCCCACGAGCCCCCCCCCGGCAGCCCCCCAAUAAAUCACUGAGGCACCUCGGUGUGCGGGGGGGGCGCGCUCCGAA
Molecule: messenger RNA, 1951 nt
Organism: Hirundo rustica (Barn swallow)
Lineage: Eukaryota; Metazoa; Chordata; Aves; Passeriformes; Hirundinidae
Gene: TRMT1
Product: tRNA methyltransferase 1
Biological process (GO): tRNA N2-guanine methylation
Cellular component (GO): nucleus
Molecular function (GO): RNA binding; metal ion binding
Source: RefSeq, a predicted model, not a curated record